AUGGGUAGGAAGGAGGUAAGAUGCAAGUUUCACCCCAGGAAGAGUCCUGCUCGGAGACAUGCUCCAGUCUCCUCCCUCUACCUGUUGGAUUAUGACCGCAGGAUCGCUGAGUUGGGGUUGGAGCAUGAGCCCCCGGUCAUGCAGAUCUCCGGACAAAGGUUCAGUUUCAGGAAGGGCCGGUGGGUUCCUCAGCUCCAGGGGGGUUUCUGCCAUUCCAGCCAGGGUGAACUGCUGAGGGGUAUCCGGGAGAAGAACAAGGUUCUCCAGGAGCAGAACAACAUGCUGCAGCUGAGGCUGGAACUGACUAUGGACAUGCUAACUGAGGCCACCGCCAAUCUCAUCAUGCUGGAGGACAAAGAGGAGAACACCGAGGAAGAGCAGGUGAACAAAGAGGAAGGGGAAGAGGAAGAAGAGGAGGUGGAGAUAAAGAAAGAGGAGGAGUUGGUGGAGAAAAAAGAGAAGAAAGUAAGUCUAAAGAAAAUUCCACACCAAUACGAGCUGGAUUUGAAUUCUGAAGACCUGGAAACUGCUGAGUUGCUGUAUCCCACCCUAACCACAGAUAGGUACUUAGAAGAUGAGGAUGACCUCUCUGCAGAGGUGAGCUCCAAGUUUGCCACUAAGAGGCGUCAAGGAGAGACCAAGCCCAAAGUCUGCCCAAUGAGACGGGCAUCACAAGCGAGGGCCAAGCUGAGGGCAAGUUUGUACAGCCUCCCGCCUGUGGGACCUGUGGUCCCAAAGUCACCAAAGACCAAGUCCUCGCCAAAAGUUUGCAAGCUCGAGCUGGAACCAGAGCCGCAGCCCAGGACACCACGGCAACGUCGGCCUAGAGCCAGACCCAGGCUGGUCGAGGAAUCAAAUGGAACUUGUCCCUUGAAACGUCGAUCCAGGAUCUGACUCUCGCACAACCUGGUAUUAGAACACGCCCUCUAAUGGUAGGAUGACUUACUGGUGAGA
This is a messenger RNA of Mobula hypostoma (lesser devil ray), 954 nucleotides long. RefSeq lists its product as uncharacterized. The coding region runs from base 1 to 894 and encodes 297 amino acids. The record is from RefSeq and is a predicted model, not a curated record. Lineage: Eukaryota; Metazoa; Chordata; Chondrichthyes; Myliobatiformes; Myliobatidae. The transcript is spliced from 2 exons.